Ceutorhynchus assimilis (cabbage seed weevil) is the source of this 674-nucleotide messenger RNA. Lineage: Eukaryota; Metazoa; Arthropoda; Insecta; Coleoptera; Curculionidae. The record is from the annotation of a GenBank genome assembly.
GAAAUCAACCACACACCUGUAAUUACCAACAAAUCUCAUCCAUUAUAAAUAAAAGGUUUAAAAAAAAACAACCCAUUUAUUCAAAAGAUAUGAAGCUACAAUUUGCCUUGGCAUUGGCCACUUUAUGGUGGCUGCAAACCGAAGCUGAAGAAAAAUACACCACCAAAUAUGACAAUGUGAGCUUUGAUGAAAUCAUUGCCAGCGACCGUCUACUCAAAAACUACCUGAAUUGCCUGCUGGAUCAAGGCAGGUGCACCCCAGAUGCCAAGGAAUUGAAACGUGUGUUGCCAGACGCUCUGGAAACCGACUGUCAGAAGUGUAGCCAAGCCCAAAAAACUGGCAUAGGUAAAGUGGUCAAGUAUCUGAUCGCCAACCGGCGCGAGUGGUGGAACGAACUGGAAACUAGAUACGAUCCAGAUGGAAAAUAUGUCAAAAAAUACAAGGAGGAGCUGGAAAAAGAAGGCAUCACUCUACGUUAAAAAUUUCAUUAAUAUUAAUUUUCUUGGGUUUAGGAAUAUAGGAAAGAAAACCAACGUUAAUACUUAAUACUUUUUUCUAGUUUUCUUUCCUAUAAUCCCUAAGCCCAAGAAACUUCCAGAUAUUAUAUUGUUUUAAAUAAAUUAUUAGUUUAUUUGAAGUGCAGUCGCCAUCCUGACCAUAAAACAUUAUUUGUG